Messenger RNA from Cydia amplana, 706 nucleotides. RefSeq names its product transcription factor Adf-1-like. Gene Ontology annotation, biological process: regulation of transcription by RNA polymerase II. Lineage: Eukaryota; Metazoa; Arthropoda; Insecta; Lepidoptera; Tortricidae. The record is from RefSeq and is a predicted model, not a curated record. Gene Ontology annotation, molecular function: DNA binding. Gene Ontology annotation, cellular component: transcription regulator complex; nucleus.
UUUUGUUUUCCCGCGCUUUUGUUUUUUUUUAUAGUUGACAGCGGUGUUGUUCUUUUCAGCCAGCACAUGAAAGAUGAAUGAACUGGAUUUGAUCAAGGAGGUCGAGAAACGGCCGAUUUUGUACGACAAAUCGGUCAGUGGCUUCAAUAAAACAAAACUCAGGGAUGAUGCCUGGAAAGAAGUCCAAGAGGCACUCAAUGUGUCAGCUGAAGCAGAGUGUAAGAAGCGCUGGCGAUCCCUCCGCGACUCAUUCAUCAAACUGCAGAGGACUCACGGAGGCAGGACUCGGUGGCCGUACCAUCAGGCCAUGAGGUUCCUUCUCCCGCACUUGGACCCCGCCCACAGCAGCUCAUCCAAAAAAGAGGAAGACUCAGACACAGAAGAAGAGCGCCGCCCUCAACAGUCUCUCCCCGACCUCUCCUUCCAAGACAAGUUCGAGUAUGAGGAUGAGCAGCCAGCCCCCAAGAAGGCCCGGCUCAACUCCUCGGAGGAAGAGCCACAGAGAACUGACCCAGACGAACUAUUCCUCUUCAGCUGCGCGCCUAUUUUAAAGAGAUUAAACUCGAAACAGAACGCGGCAGCGCGCUUGAAGAUCUUACAAGUUCUGUAUGAGGCCGAAUUCGGGUGUCAAGUUGAAAUGCCGUACGUCACGACAACUGAAAAUGGGUUGGGGAUUAUCGAUGGUGUUGAAUAAUUUAUUAGGUUU